Paramuricea clavata is the source of this 2058-nucleotide messenger RNA. NCBI's taxonomy places the organism in Eukaryota, Metazoa, Cnidaria, Anthozoa, Malacalcyonacea, Plexauridae. The record is from the annotation of a GenBank genome assembly.
AUGAAGAGAGAUGGGAAGAAAGACAAAGGAGAUCAACGAGGCAGAACGAAGGGAUUAACUCAAGAACGUAAACAACCCGAACAAAAGCAGCCAAGUAUAUUAAAAUGCAAAUAUUGUGGCAAAACCCAUCGGCGGAUCAAAGAAGAGUGUCCAGCGUGGGGAAAGAAGUGCUUAAAGUGCAACAAGACAAAUCAUUUUGCGUCGCAAUGUCGAAGUAAACAAGGCUCAGAGAAAGGAAACAUUCAUGGGGUCGGUGAGCUGUUUGAGAGUGAGGAUGAAGAAACUGAGUGCGUAGAUUACGUUCUAACAGUUAAAGAAAAGUCAGUUAUGUCUGUCACAGAAAACAAGUUUCCCAAGAGAAUCUUUGCACAUAUGGUAUUAAAUGAGACGAGUGUGAAGUUCCAGUUGGAUAGCGGAGCAACCGUGAAUGUUCUACCGUUGCAGUUGUAUCGAGAUAUUUUCAACGAUCCGAAGCUUAUGCACCUGAAAAAGACACAAACGACGUUGGUGAUGUUUAAUAAAUCAAAGAUGAACGUAUUGGGAAAGUUAAAGACGAUGACUAUCAACCCUAGGAAUGAGAUGAAGCAUGCAGUUGAAUUCUUGGUGGUGAAUCAGGAUUAUAAACCGUUGCUGGGUUUUGAAACAAUCCAGAAGUUUGAGCUAAUGACAGUGAACACCGAGAAUGUAAUGUCAGUCCGAAGCCAUUCCGGAAUCAGUCCGAAGUCGUUCCGAAGUCAGCACGAGGGAAAUCCGAAGUUUGUCCGAAGUCAUUCCGAAGCGAGCCCGAAAUCAAUCCGAAGGCAGUCCGAAGUCAUUUCGAAGUCAGACCGAAUUUAUUCCGAAGUUACGAAGACAGCCCGAAGUCAACCGAAAGUCCGUACAGAGUCUGAAGUCGUCAGCGUGUACAAAGACGUGUUCACAGGUGAAGGCCGAUUUAAAGAGAAGCUGUAUUUCGAAGUUAAUAAAGAAAUUCCACCCACUAAAAUACCUGUUCGGAAGGUACCAAUCGCCCUCAAGAAACCGAUUAAAGAAGAGCUAGAUCGACUAGUAAAAUUGGAUGUCUUGACGAAAGUGGAAGUACCAACGGAUUGGAUCUCGUCCAUGGUCGCUGUUCAAAAGAAAGAUGGAAGCGUUAGACUAUGCAUAGAUCCAAAGCCAUUGAACAAGGCAUUGAAACGAAAUCAUUAUCCACAUCCAGAUAUAGAAGAUCUUCUACCCAACUUGGCAAAGUCCAAAGUAUUUUCCGUGGUGGAUGCAAAGAAUGGAUUUUGGCAUGUACAAUUAGAUCAAGAAAGUAGCUAUCUAACGUCGACGUUCGCAACGCCUUGGGGCCGUUACAGAUGGAAGCGGAUGCCGUUUGGAAUAUCUCCAGCUCCAGAAGAGUUUCCACGAUAUCUAGAUUUAGCGCUGGAAGGAUUGGAAGGAAUUAAAGCAAUUUGUGAUGACAUACUUGUCUGCGGAGUUGGUGAAUCUUAUGAAGAAGCAGUGCAAGACCAUGAUAACAAGUUGGUGAGUCUGCUUGAGCGCUGCAGAAGUAAAGGAAUAAAGCUGAAUUCAAAGAAGCUGCUGUUUCGUCGCAAGCAAGUGAGUUUUAUGGGUCAUUUAAUCACUUCGAAGGGACUGAGGCCUGAUCCAGCAAAGGUGGAGGCGAUCCGGAAGAUGCCGAUACCGUCGAACAAGCAAGCGGUGCGACUCCUCCUUGGAAUGGUUAAUUAUUUGCAAAGAUUUUCACCAAAUUUGUCUUCAGUCACAGCACCGUUAAGAGAGUUACUUAAAGAACAGAAUGCGUUCCACUGGAGAGAAGAUGUCAAAGCGAAGUGUUUCAGCGAAGUGAAGAAGAUUUUGUCAUCACCUCCCUUGUUGAAAUACUUUGAUCCAGAUCAAGAUUUGGAGUUGCAGUGCGAUGCUUCUGAAAAGGGAUUAGGGGCCUUCCUAAUGCAAAAUGGUCAACCGAUUGCCUACGCGUCGCGGUCUCUUACGAAUACCGAACAACAGUAUGCUCAAAUUGAGAAUUUGGCGCCGAGAAGUUCGAACAGUAUGUUUAUGGACGACGAGUGA